AUGAAGUUCUCCUUCCUCUCCCUCCUCCUGGCCCCUGCCUUGGCAGCCGCCGCAGGUACCGCGGAAGAGGCCAACCCAACCACCACCACCUACGACUACAUAGUCGUCGGCUCCGGUCCCGGCGGCGGGCCCCUAUCCGCCGAGCUCGCGCGCGCCGGCUACUCCACGCUUCUAAUCGAAGCCGGCACCGACCAAUGGGACAACCCGACAUACGCCGACAUCCAGAACUUCAACGAGGCCGCCAACGACGAGACCACGCGCUGGGACUUUUGGGUGAAACACUCGGACGACGCGGCGCGUGACUUGAAAUUCAAGCACACCACGUGGGACACCGGGGACGGAACCUUCUACGUCGGCCUGGACCCGCCCGAGGGCGCAAAGUUGUUAGGCAUUCAGUACCCCCGCGCGGCGGUGCUGGGCGGGUGCGCGAUGCAUAAUGCGGGCGUGGCGAGCCUGCCGGAGGAUGACGAUUGGAAUCGCAUUGUUAAUCUGACGGGGGAUGCGAGCUGGGAGGCGGGCAAGAUGAGGGAAUACCUCAAAAAGAUUGAGAGGAAUGAGUAUGCUGAUAAGGGGGAUGCUAGUCAUGGACAUGACGGCUGGCUAGCAAUCUCCAACACUGACCCCUCCUGGGCCAAAAACGACUCAAACCCCGGCGUCAAAAUCAUGAAACGCAUCGCCGAGCUCAUCGGCCAAGACCCGUCCCAAGUCGCAGAGCUCGCGAACACCGACGUCCUCGGCGAUUUCCCGCAGCGAGACACCAUGUCCUCCUUCUUCAACAUGGCCACCCACGCCGACAAGAACGGCAAGCGGUACAGUCCCAAUAACUACAUCCGCGCCACGCUGGCCGACCCGGCCAAGUAUCCUUUGACCGUCAAGCUUAACACAUUGGCUACCAAAGUCUUGUUCAACACUACCGGCCAAAAGCCCCGUGCCGUGGGUAUCGAAGUCAUGGAAGGUCCCUCUCUCUACCGCGCCGACCCCAAGCACGUUGCUGGGUCCCCCGCCCCGCCCAAGACUCAAUAUUUUGCCCGCCGCGAAGUAAUCCUCUCAGGCGGCGCCUUCAACACCCCGCAACUCCUGAAACUCUCCGGCAUUGGCCCCGCCUCGGAACUCUCCCAGUUCCAAAUCCCCGUCCUCGUCGAUUUACCAGGUGUAGGCGAAGGUCUAACAGAUAACUACGAAGGCAGCAUCCUCGGUCUGGGAAAAGUACCCAUCGAAUCCGGUCUUAUUACUUUACUCUUUCGCACACCGAAUGCCCCGACCAAGAAAAGGAAUAUCUACGCUUGGUGCGGCGCUUUCAGCUUUGAGGGGUUCUGGCCUGGGUAUCCUACCUACUACGGCGCGGAGCAGUUUACCUGCGCGAUGGUGCAUGUGAAACCUCGCAGUCAGGAUGGGUCAGUUAGGCUGCUGAGCAAGGAUCCGCGGGAUAAACCCGAUAUCAACUUUCGGUUUUUUGAACACGGCGGGGAUGAGGAUCUAGCUGAGUUAGUCUCAGCCGCCAACAUCUUGCGAGAGUCGUGGCAAGCAGCCGGUGACUCAGUUACUCCCUUCCAAGAACUGCACCCGUGUCCUGCGACUUCGCAAUCCGCAAACAGCACUUGUUCACGGGUGGAAGAGGCGGAAUUCUUCAAAACCCAGGCUUACUCCCACCACGCCACCUCCAGCUGUCAGAUAGGCGGCGACGGCGAUAAGAUGGCUGUUUUGGAUUCCAAGUUUCGGGUUAGAGGCACGGAGGGGUUGAGGGUUGUGGAUGCCAGCGCUUUUCCUAAUGUUCCGGGGUUUUUUCCGAGUGUGCCGACUAUGAUGAUUAGUGUCAAGGCUGCGGGGGAUGUGCUGGAGGCUGCUAGGGCUGCUGAUGCUGAUGCUGAUGCGGGUAAGGGGGUUGAGGAGUGA
Sordaria macrospora k-hell is the source of this 1893-nucleotide messenger RNA. RefSeq lists its product as uncharacterized. The record is from RefSeq and is a predicted model, not a curated record. Gene Ontology annotation, molecular function: flavin adenine dinucleotide binding; oxidoreductase activity, acting on CH-OH group of donors. Lineage: Eukaryota; Fungi; Ascomycota; Sordariomycetes; Sordariales; Sordariaceae.